AUGAUUCAUCCUAAAAGCAUUGUCGUUUUCUCAAACAAAUCUCAUCCUUCUGCCCCUUUUUCUUUGGAGAUAUAUUUGGUCAAAUCGACACUGGGUUUAAAGGCAAUUGUGUGGUGGACUGGUGGCGUUCAUUUACCAGGCAUGGGAUCAAAACUAGAGCAUGCCCAUAUUUCUACUAGCAACAAACUCAUAUUUCUCGGCAUUGGAUGA
Lactuca virosa is the source of this 210-nucleotide messenger RNA. The record is from the annotation of a GenBank genome assembly. NCBI's taxonomy places the organism in Eukaryota, Viridiplantae, Streptophyta, Magnoliopsida, Asterales, Asteraceae.